AAUAUUAUCAGUGACGAACAACCCUAAACGAACUUCAUCCUUUUUGCCGACUGCUCGAAGCCGUCUUCUGUUUGACGUGUUCGACGUUAUUUAUUUAUUUUUUUUGUACAUUGUGUUUCUAUUUCUUUUUUCUUUAUCAACAGUAAAUACUUCUCCAGUUGUCCCGAGUGUAAAGUACGAUUAACUGAAAACACCGGGACACUGGUCAGACACGGCUUACUAGGCAUGUGCAGUUGAUGAUUGGAGGCAAUUGAUUAGUGUAUAUUCGAUUAUAAUCAACGUUGCGAUAAUGGUUUGUCAAACAAUAACCAUAAUUUUAUGUUUGCAUUAAAUAAACGGAUAUCAUUCAACGUCCCACUGUAUAAUAUAAAUUGUAAAACUGAAGUGAAUUUCUAGUCUAAAAUGCAAGAUUUUACAAAUGAUUCUAGUGGUCAUCAAAGCACAAUCUCAUUGGCUUUUCUUCGUUUAUCUCAGAAGCUACAAAAAUUUCUGGAUGAUAUCACACCAUUUCGAACAGCCCGAUGGAUAGCAGCAUUUGUAAUAGUAUUUUUAUUUAUGAUAAGAAUAAUAAUGUUGCAGGGGUGGUAUAUAAUUACAUAUGCAUUAGGUAUAUACCACUUAAAUUUAUUUAUUGCAUUCCUUACACCUAAAAUAGAUCCAGCUAUGGAAGAGUAUGAAGAUGAUUCAGGCCCAUCUUUGCCAACUAGAGCAAAUGAAGAAUUUCGACCAUUUAUUCGCCGAUUACCCGAAUUUAAAUUUUGGUACUCGGUAGUAAAAUCAACACUGUUGUCAAUAUUCCUGACAUUUUUCCAACUGUUUGACGUUCCUGUAUUUUGGCCAAUUCUCGUCUUAUACUUUAUUAUUCUAUUUUGUAUUACAAUGAAGCGCCAAAUUAUGCAUAUGAUCAGAUACAGAUAUUUGCCAUUUACUCAUAGUAAACCCAAGUACCAAGGUCAUGAUGAGAGUGGAAAGCUACCUAUAAUUCCAGAAAAAUUGGUACCAGUUGUCACUCAAAAUGUAACGUGAUCAGAUAUAUAUCAUAUCUGUUUAAUAAAUUUUGUUUUUAUUGUAUACAAAUAUAUUAUUAAAAUUAAUAAUAUUAAUAAAUCCAAAAUGUUUGUAUUAUAUUCAGUUACUUGGGCCUAGAAAAUAGAAUAUUGGGACUGUCAAAGUAUAAUUUAUAUAAUUAAUUUCAUAGAACAUUUUUGUAGGUGAUCACAAUUAAGAA
Messenger RNA from Sipha flava (yellow sugarcane aphid), 1228 nucleotides. RefSeq names its product protein RER1. The coding region runs from base 403 to 1026 and encodes 207 amino acids. NCBI's taxonomy places the organism in Eukaryota, Metazoa, Arthropoda, Insecta, Hemiptera, Aphididae. The transcript has 7 exons. The record is from RefSeq and is a predicted model, not a curated record. Gene Ontology annotation, biological process: retrograde vesicle-mediated transport, Golgi to endoplasmic reticulum; protein retention in ER lumen. Gene Ontology annotation, cellular component: Golgi membrane.